This is a messenger RNA of Heteronotia binoei (common prickly gecko), 1758 nucleotides long. Its product is annotated as cytosolic beta-glucosidase-like. The transcript has 5 exons. Lineage: Eukaryota; Metazoa; Chordata; Lepidosauria; Squamata; Gekkonidae. Gene Ontology annotation, biological process: carbohydrate metabolic process. The record is from RefSeq and is a predicted model, not a curated record. Gene Ontology annotation, molecular function: hydrolase activity, hydrolyzing O-glycosyl compounds. The coding region runs from base 117 to 1601 and encodes 494 amino acids.
UCGUGUUUCACAGCUUCUUUCUUCUCUGACAGACGCAGAGUUUGCUCUGGUCAAGUGGAAGGCAGUGAAAGGAAGUUCUCGCUGGCUUGAGAAGAGCGGCAGAUCUUUCCGGCGCCAUGGCCUCAACCCCCUCCACCACUCCUGCGACCCCUGCUUACUGCAACUGGAAUCCGGAAGACGCUUCUUUUCCGGAACAAUUUGCAUGGGGCGCCUCAACCUCAGCCUAUCAGAUUGAAGGAGGCUGGGAUGCAGAUGGAAAAGGCCCCAGCGUUUGGGACACGUUCGCCCACCAGGCGGGAGAGCGGGUCUUCGAGAACCAGACCGGCGACGUCGCUUGCAGCAGCUACGCUCUGUGGGAGGAAGAUUUGAAAUGUAUCAAACAGCUUGGCUUGACUCAUUACCGCUUCUCUCUUUCCUGGUCACGUCUGUUACCUGAUGGGACGACAGGUUUCGUCAACCAGAAAGGAGUUGAUUAUUAUAACAGAGUGAUUGACGGCUUGCUAGCCAACAGCGUGGCGCCCAUGGUUACACUGUAUCACUUUGACUUGCCGCAGUGUUUGGAAGAUCGGGGCGGCUGGCGAUCGGGUGCGACCGUGGAAGCCUUUGAUGCCUAUGCCCGCUUCUGCUUCCGAACCUUCGGGGACAGAGUGAAGCUGUGGAUCACCAUAAACGAACCGUACAUUGUUGCAGAGCUCGGCUAUGAAAAAGGCACCAUGGCCCCAGGUAUUCGAGAACCUGGUACCGGGGCGUACCUGUCCGCUCAUCACAUGAUCAGAGCUCAUGCUGCAGCCUGGCACACUUACGAUAAAGUGUUCCGGAAGCAGCAGGGUGGACUCGUGUCGAUAGCGCUCAACUCGGACUGGGCGGAGCCCUUUCACCCGCAUUCCCCGGACGACCAGGAAGCAGCUAAGAGGUAUAUGGGAUUUUGCCUGGAUUGGUUCGCUACCCCAAUCUUUCUGAACGGGGACUAUCCGGCCGUCAUGAAAUCCAAGAUCUCUGCUAUGAGCAAAAAGCAAGGGUGUCCCUCAUCGAGGCUUCCAGAAUUUACCCAGGAAGAGAAGAUGGCAAUCAAAGGCACUGCUGAUUUCUUUGCUCUGAAUUACUAUACUACCCGCAGAAUUAAGCACCAGGAUUAUACCUGUAAUCAGCCGAGUAGGACUGGAGACGUAGAAGCAGAGCAAGUGACAGAUCCAUCGUGGCCCGUCGCAACGGGCAGCUCUUGGCUGGCUGUUGUUCCGUGGGGUUUGCGCCACCUCUUGAAAUACAUCAAGGAUACAUAUAAUCAUCCUAUAAUUUACAUCACCGAAAAUGGGUUUUCCCAAAGUGACCCCGCUCCACUCGAUGACUCUCAACGCUGGGAGUAUUUUAGGCUGACUCUACAGGAGAUUUUAAAAGCCAUUUACAUCGACGAUGUCCGAGUGAGAGGCUAUUUUGUGUGGUCCUUGCUAGACAACUUCGAAUGGACUUGUGGAUACAGAAGUCGAUUUGGGCUCUUCCACGUGGAUUUUGAAAACGCGGCGCUCCCUCGAGUCCCUUACAAAUCUGCUAUCGAAUACACCAAAGUCAUUGCCAACAACGGGCUGAUGGAUUUGCACGGGUGAUCUGAGCAAAUGCCUUUUGAUGCGGUCCAUGGACUUAUCGCCGCAAGUCUUUAUGGGACAAGAUCUUUUAAACCGUCCCUCGGAAAUUGCUGCUUGUGUAUCUUUUUGGAAAACUUAAAAUGGCUUGGAAUUUGGCUUGUCACCAGAUUUUAACAGA